This is a messenger RNA of Dentiscutata erythropus, 783 nucleotides long. The record is from the annotation of a GenBank genome assembly. NCBI's taxonomy places the organism in Eukaryota, Fungi, Glomeromycota, Glomeromycetes, Diversisporales, Gigasporaceae.
AUGGAUACUUAUAACGAUCUUUUCGAGAGCGCUCAUAGUUUAAUGAAAACUUGUGAUGAGGCAAGUAUUGAAAACUAUAAUGAAGACAAUGAUAAUGAAGACAAUUAUUCAUUACAAUUUAAUCUUGAUUCAAUUACCAUUGGAGGUUACAAAUCCAAAAAGUUUGUACCUAUAACUGUAUCUUUUAACCCAGAAAAUGAUGCAAUUUGUUUUGAACUUGAUUGUGGGCGAUUAGAUAUUCAAUUUAUGGGUGUUGAAUCUUAUGAACGAGAUAAUCGAAGGAUUUGUCUGAAACUACGAAAUGAUAUAGUUAAAUGGAUCUUGCCGGUCCAAACAAUGAUUACUGAAAACGAAAUUGCAAUCUCUAUUGAUCCCACUUGUGGUGAAUUAUUAAAGGCAGAUAAAAUUGUUAUGUUCAUUGCAGAUUAUGAAAAAGUAUCAAUUUUGGAUGAGGAAUUUCGUCGUAUUCAAGGAAAAGCGUUUUAUUCGACUUCGCUCGCCUUUCAAUUUCAAAAAGGAGAUGAAGAGAUCGAGGUUAUAGUUGAAUAUAAAUCCAUCCGUCAUUUUCACUAUAUCCCUCUUGAAAUGAAUUUUACUCAAUUUCUCAUAAUUCUACGACGGGAGUUUCGUUCGCAACAAAUUCAACCACCAUUACGAUAUGUACCGGGUCGUUCUGGGGUUGUUUGUAUUUAUAAUGAGGGAGAUUGGUGCUGUUAUAAAUUAGAGGCUGCAAAGAGGCAACGUGGGAAAAAGGAAAUUUUGGACGUGUUCUUAGAUGAAUAA